GUGGUGGUGGUGGUGGUGGUGGUAGUGGAAGAGGACUAGUGGGCCUGGCAUGUGCUGCCGUGCUCCUGUGUUCGAUUCUGUGCGCUGCGUGUGUGUUGGUGACCGUUUACUUCCUGCUAGCUGACAUGGAGAGCCAGAUCGAGCAGCGAGUCCUGCAUAGGAUUGAAGCUUCCAAGACGUCACACGACGCAGCUUUGUCCGACCAGAGAGCUCUUGUGUUUGGAGGAGAGGGACUGGAACCUAUUCCAUCCGCGCAAAAGUGGAAGAGGAGCGCUGAGAUUGUUCCUGAGAAAAAGAAAGGCCAGCGCAAGAAGAAUCGAAAGGGUGGAAAGGGACGCAGACACCGUAAAGGUCGGAAGAAGGGCAAAGGUCGAGGCCGCAAAGGUCAGGGUCGCAGAGGUCGAGGUCAAGGUCACCACCGUGAGCGCAGGCAGACAACAGUAAGGUCACCCACCACCACCACCACCACUACCACCUUCUCCACCACCACCACACCUUCUUCACCUUCUCACAAUAACACUUCUACUCCUUCUUCCUAUGGAAGAGGCCUGAAGGACUCCCCCUCGUGAAUGCCCAAGGUAUUAGCCUAGAGUACAGCACUGUGCCCAGAACUGAUCUUGUGUCUGGCAUCAGCGUGACGUCACCUGGGCUCUAUCUGAUCCACAGUCAGGUGCUUGUGGCAGGCAGACAGGCGGGGAACGCGUUUAUUGACUGCGCCCACCAGACAUUUGUGCACUCCGGCCGAACUGGGGAGAUAAAAAGCGUUGCAAAGAGCCUGGUUACUCAGCAUAACUUGGGUCGGUCUUUCCACCACGGUUUUGAUGCGGAGAAGUACGCCCUGGACAGUGCCUCCCACAGCCGUCUUAUCUUCCUGAAUCCCAACGACAUCGUGCGUGUGGGGGUUCACCAACACUGCAGCCACUACUGGUACAAGCAGAGUGACGUCGCCGCCUACUUCGAAAUUGUGAAAUUGUAGGCUAAUAUUGCGCAAGGAGAACUUUUGCACAAACUCUGGAAACAGUGGCAAAAUCGCGAUACAUUGACCAAAAAAUCGCGAAUAAUAACAAACUUUCAAAACAGUGGCAAAAUCGCGAUACGUUGGCCAAAUUAUUGAUACAUUGGCAAACUCUCAAAAUAGUAGCAAAAUCGCGAAGUUGACAAACUGUCAAAACGAUGGCAAAAUCGCGAUAUAUUGGCAACAACAAGAAUCGAGACGACAGCUGAGUGUGGCUGAGAGCGAUUUGAUCUGUUAUCUCUCUAUAUAUAUUAUAUUUGUGAAAGUCAUCACUUCGGUUGCCUAAAACUUCCGAACUACUUAACUUUCGAAUUUGAAAAAAAAUAACGGUGGUUCAGAAUCAUU
Messenger RNA from Aplysia californica (California sea hare), 1360 nucleotides. RefSeq names its product serine/arginine-rich splicing factor 6. Gene Ontology annotation, molecular function: tumor necrosis factor receptor binding; mRNA binding. Gene Ontology annotation, biological process: immune response. Gene Ontology annotation, cellular component: membrane; ribonucleoprotein complex; cytoplasm. Lineage: Eukaryota; Metazoa; Mollusca; Gastropoda; Aplysiida; Aplysiidae. The record is from RefSeq and is a predicted model, not a curated record.